UAACGUGCUUUUGAAUACUAAUAUUAGUAUAGGUUUAAUUGUGGAUGACUUACCAAAUCAUGUGAAAACCUUUCAAAAGAUAGCCGUGGAUCAUGUGAAGUGCAUCAGGUGUACCCUCCUAUAUUUAAAACUACUUCCUCUCUCUCUGUCACUGCCCUUAUAUUACUACCCUCGCCCACGACCAAAACUCCCCCAAAACUUUGGUAUUUCCUGCAUGGUUUUCUAUCAUAAGUGUAUUUCUUCAAAGUUUCUCAAAUUUGUGUGGUUUGUUAUACAAACAAUAACACAGAAACAUGAAGAACUUCUCUCAUGGAGUUGGUCGAAUGAUGUUAGUUUUGAUUUUCUUGAUGGUUUGCUUAUUCACAGAAAGCCAUCGUGUGACCCCUCAUCACCAUGCUACCAAAUUUGGAGAUGAAGGACAAGUGCACCCUGAGGAAGGAGUAAAGGAAGUGCUAGGGAUGGAGUUAUACCCAACAGGGUCGAGCUUGCCUGACUGUUCCCACGCUUGUGGCCCCUGCUUUCCCUGCAAGAGGGUGAUUGUGAGCUUCAAGUGCUCCACUUCAGAGUCCUGCCCAAUUGUUUAUAGGUGCAUGUGUAAAGGCAAAUACUACCCUGUGCCUUCCAACUGACACAACAUUUGGAGACGCAAUUUGUUUAGUGAUGAAGAAAUUGAAGAUUAUUAAUUUAGACUUGGUGCUCACUUCCAAUUGAGAAGAAAUUCAGAAGGGGAUAGCAUUGUAAAUAGUGGAAUUGAGUUUUGCGUAAUUCUAUUUCAUAUUAAUUAGUUAGUAGAACUGAGUUUUAUUUUCGUACUCCCUUUGUAGCAUUGAGCUUUUGUUUUUAGUAAGUCGAAUCUGAAAUUCCAAGUGUUUUAGCACUUGAACUUUCUUUAUCUCUUUUCUUCUCUCU
This is a messenger RNA of Durio zibethinus, 909 nucleotides long. Its product is annotated as protein EPIDERMAL PATTERNING FACTOR 2-like. Lineage: Eukaryota; Viridiplantae; Streptophyta; Magnoliopsida; Malvales; Malvaceae. The record is from RefSeq and is a predicted model, not a curated record. Gene Ontology annotation, biological process: guard cell differentiation; stomatal complex development.